Messenger RNA from Trichoderma reesei QM6a, 1389 nucleotides. RefSeq lists its product as uncharacterized. The record is from RefSeq and is a predicted model, not a curated record. The transcript is spliced from 8 exons. The coding region runs from base 1 to 1389 and encodes 462 amino acids. NCBI's taxonomy places the organism in Eukaryota, Fungi, Ascomycota, Sordariomycetes, Hypocreales, Hypocreaceae.
AUGGUGGAUGGCAGGUUCAAUGUUGUUUUCGAGUUGACACGAAACCUGACAUGUAGCAAAGAGACACAAAUUUCAAGGCUUAAACCCAGGCCUGUCAACACUGUGGCGGCGUCUCUCAAGAAAGUGUUCCAGCUGGUGUUCCAGCAGCCUGCGAUGCGAUCCAAAGGUCACGCCACUCUGGCGACAAGCUGGAACUCAAUCCGCCGAGCCCAAUACCUUUGGUGUUUCAUGCGUGUUGGCAUGGGACAAUUUGGAGGCGAGUCGCUACCUAUGCUCCAUACUGCAUUGGAUGAUGAGGUCAGCAACACCUUCAGCAACACCUUUGGCCGCCUCUCCAUUCCACAGCCACCACCAAACAGUCGCCGUCAUCAAUCAUCGCCACCACACCACAUCCCUAACGGCAAAUCAUUGUGGCUAAGCCAACAACAUUAUCAUCAGCCUCAACCACAUCUACAUACGCCCGCAACUCACAUACCAGGCCGUGAGGCUGCCAGCUCAAGCUCCUUUUCCCUUCCCAACCAUGGCGAGCCGAAAUCUAUCAUUUUCGACGGCAGCCCUACGUUACAGCCGGCACAUGGCCAAGCAGAUGGCCUACCACCUACCAACCCAUCCAUGCACGUCCCUCUGUUAUCAAGAUCGGACCGCCUCGGGCAGCACCUUGCCGCUGUUUGUCUGUCACAAGAGGGGGGCUUUCAGGACUUCGGCUCCCACACGCGCACACAAGGCACGGGAGACGGACACCCAUCCAGUGGGUUCGCUGGCCUGCUGCAACGCAACGCGAGAUGGACCAAGUGCAUCAUCUCGCCAAGAGAAAAAGGCUCCGUGUCGCGAGUUGCCGCAUCUUUGGAAGUAGUACAUGGAUCAAUUUCACGUGAUGCCGCCCACUGGCCACAGUCCUAUGUAUGCAGAGGGAAAAGCGCACACCUUGAGGAUGAAACGUCGACAAAGGGGAUUGCGAAACAGGCCAAGAGGCCAACCUAUUCAUUAAUACAGUAUCUGUCUCAAGCAGCCAAUGAAGUCGUUGCGCUGCUGAACAUCUGGUGCCUCGAAUCACUCGUAUGCAAGUACUAUCCUACUCCUCUCGACGAUCUGGCAGCACAUGCUCCAAGAUCUUCGCGCUACGUCGUCUCUGGCGUUUCAUGUGCGCCUUGUCAGAGGAAUCGCAUCCCGUCCCUUGCAAUGAUGUCUUUGCCCCCUUAUAAGGCCCCCUCGUUGGGUGGCACGUCACAGGCAGCAUGUGCCAAAAACUCGCGUCAACUUGGUUGUGCUGCUUUUACUUCAGGGGCAAGUCAUCACGGCACAAGGCAUAUCUAUUCUCCCACCCCAGUGCAAAAGAACGCUCCGUACCAUGUCAAGAUGCUUCAACUUCAACGUCUUUGUAUUACAUAG